Molecule: messenger RNA, 7629 nt
Organism: Penicillium subrubescens
Lineage: Eukaryota; Fungi; Ascomycota; Eurotiomycetes; Eurotiales; Aspergillaceae
Exons: 16
Coding region: 1-7629 (2542 amino acids)
Biological process (GO): fatty acid biosynthetic process; secondary metabolite biosynthetic process
Molecular function (GO): fatty acid synthase activity; 3-oxoacyl-[acyl-carrier-protein] synthase activity; oxidoreductase activity
Source: RefSeq, a predicted model, not a curated record
AUGACGAUCAACGACGGUGUUGCGACGUACAGCUCUAAUGACAGCUACGGAGGCAUCGUUAAUGAUGCUAUUCCUAAUGGUAUCAAUCAAACAGAUCAAGUGAGCCCAGUUGAUGGCACAAGCAGACAAGAUAUCUCUCCGAAAAAGACCGACAAAAUUGCAGCUCCCGAGCCGAUUGCUAUUGUGGGCAUGGCCAUGCGCCUUCCAGGAGGCGUUAACAGUGCCACUGAUUUCUGGAGCUUGUUGAUGGAUAAGCGCAACGGGUGCAUACGUGUCCCAGAAGACCGUUAUAAUGUGGACGCGUUCUACAGCGAGAGUGGAAAGCCAGGGACAGUUCGUACGCAGUAUGGAAACUUCUUGCAGGAUAACAUCAAGCAUUUUGACGCAUCAUUCUUCUCUAUGACUCGUUCAGAGACUGAAAAGCUUGAUCCACAGGCCAGGCUACUUCUCGAAGUGAGUAGAGAAGUGCUUGAGAACGCUGGAGAGACGCAAUGGCGAGGCCAACGCAUUGGUUGCUAUGUCGGUGUUUUCGGAGAGGACUGGCAGGAUAUCCACCUGAAGGAUAGUCAGGAUGCGGGGAUGUACCGGGUUACAGGAUAUGGUGAUUUCCUAUUAGCCAAUCGCAUCUCUUAUGAAUACGAUAUGAAAGGACCCAGCGCAACUAUCAAGACGGGCUGUUCCUCGUCGCUCAUUUGUCUGCAUAUGGCAUGCAAAGCAAUUGCAAACAACGAGUGUGAUGGUGCCAUCGUUGCUGGUACCAACUUGAUCAUGUCGCCAACUAUAACAAUCGCCAUGUCCGAGCAAGGUGUGCUGUCACCGGAUGCAGCUUGUAAGACAUUUGAUGCAAGAGCAAACGGCUAUGCCAGAGGAGAAGCAAUCAACGCAGUUUACAUCAAACGACUCUGCGACGCGAUCAGAGAUGGGAAUCCAAUUCAAGCAGUGAUCCGAGCUACGGCUAGCAACUGUGAUGGCAGAACACCGGGAAUCUCGCAUCCAAGCUCCGAGAGCCACGAAGUCUUGAUGCGGGCUGCUUAUACUGCGGCUGGCCUCAAUGAUUACUCUGGUAUGGGAUUCGUGGAGUGUCAUGGGACAGGGACGUCAAUUGGCGACCCCUUGGAAGCGCAAGCUGUAGCCAACGUCUUUGGAGAGCGAGGAGUGUAUGUUGGAUCGUGUAAACCCAAUGUCGGCCACUCUGAGGGUGCAUCUGGGAUUACAGGAGUCAUCAAGGGCGUACUUGCUUUGCAGCACAAGACCAUUCCCCCGAACAUUUAUUUCCGAACACCAAAUCCUAAGAUCCCGUUCGAUAAGCUGAAAGUUCCAACGGACGCUAUCCCCUGGCCGAAAAGCUGCGCGGAGAGAGUCUGCGUCAAUUCUUUCGGCUUAGGUGGUGCAAAUGCGACUGUCAUUCUCGAUUCCGCUGCAUCUCAUGGCUUGCAAACACAAACAGUUCUUUCUCGGAAAAAAGAAGAGCUCCUCGUCUUCUCGGCAAAUCAUACCGACUCACUGGAGCAACUGGUUGCAAACUCGAAGGAAUUCCUUGAAACGAAUCCAGACGCAACGGCUGACCUGGCGUACACUCUCGGUGCCCGCCGAGAGCAUCUGCCAUUUCGCAAAUUCUUGAUUACCGGCGAUAGAAUCACCGAGGGACCCACUGGAGUAAAACCAAGCUGCGAACAGACAAUCAACUUUGUGUUUACUGGCCAAGGCGCCCAGUGGGUUGGAAUGGGCAGGGAGCUACUACGUGCGUAUCCCUCCGUCCGAGAGGAUAUCAGACAACUCGAUAGUACCCUCCAGCGACUUCCAGAUGGCCCGUCUUGGUUGAUUGAAAAGGAGCUUCUCACGACGGAACCUUCCACUGAUGACGAGAAUUUUGCCAACAAGAUGGCCAUGCGGUUUGGAAAGGCGGAAUUCGCGCAGCCACUUUGUACGGCUGUGCAAAUUGUCAUCAUCAAUCUUCUCAAAGCUUGGGGAAUUACUCCGAGUGCCGUUGUUGGUCACUCCAGUGGAGAGAUUGCGGCUGCGUAUGCUGCAAAUGCCAUCACUCAAGAGGAGGCAAUCAUUGCUGCAUUUUAUCGGGGCUUGUGUGUGAAGUUACAGACGAAGCGGGGUGGUAUGGCAGCCGUUGGGCUUGGACAGGAUGACAUCAAACACUUCUUGAUCGACGGCGUGGUUGUGGCCUGCGAGAAUAGCCCCAGCAGUGUCACAAUAUCCGGCGACGUAGAACCAGUGGAGAAAGUCCUUGAACAGAUCAAAUAUGAAUUGCCGGGCACUUUUACCAGGGUUUUGAAGGUCGAGGUGGCGUAUCAUUCCCAGCUUUAUGACACAGAUCACAUGGCGGAGGUCGGACGUGAAUAUCAGGCUGCAAUCGAGGAUUUGAUUGACGCAAAGAAACCCGAGAUCAAAUUCUUCUCCAGCGUCACUGGAGAGCUGGUUAAUGCAAAUGGAUCAUUGGGCCCUGCUUAUUGGCGAGCAAAUUUGGAGUCAACAGUGCGGUUCUCUAGAGCAGUCAUGACUCUGCUGAAGGGUAGCUCAGGAGAUCAGAUUUUCCUUGAAAUUGGUCCACAUGCUGCUCUUCAGGGUCCGCUUCGCCAGAUCCUCAAAUCGUGCGACGCUCGGACUUUGAACUACUAUACCGCAUUAGUUCGCAACACCAGCGCCACUCUGAGCAUUUUGCAAUGUGUUGGGCAACUCUAUGUCCGAGGAUUACCGAUUGACUUCAAAAGCAUGGCCCCAGGUAGGGUUCUCACAGACUUGAGGCCAUAUCCUUGGCACCACGAACUUGAAUACUGGGACGAAAGCCGUAUUUCCAAAGAUUGGCGUUUUCGCAAGUAUUGCCACCAUGAAAUUCUGGGAAGCCGAAUCAGCGAUGGCUCUGACCUGGAGCCAACGUGGAGAAACCUGCUCAGAAUGGAGGAGUGCUCCUGGAUUCGUGACCAUCAAGUUUCCUCUGACAUAAUUUUCCCUGGAGCAGGGUAUAUUGCCAUGGCUGGUGAAGCCAUUCGGCAGCUGACUAGCGCUGAAGACUUCACAGUCCGCGAGGUAACCCUUGCUUCGGCUAUGGUAAUCAGCGAGUCACAAAACACUGAGCUUAUAACCUCGCUGAGGCCUCUUCGUCUGACCAACUCCCUCGACUCUGUUUGGUACGAGUUCUCUAUCACAUCCUACAAUGGUGCUUCCUGGACCAAGCACUGUUUCGGCCAGGUGCGUCCCGGUCCGGAGUAUGACUUGAAACCCCCAGGACAUCAAGCGCUGCCCAGAAAUGUCUCAUCCGCAAAAUGGUAUCAAACCAUGCGAAGCAUUGGGCUCAAAUACGGGCCCAGAUUCCAGGGACUGGAUGAGAUCUCUACAGGAACGAAUCAGAUGGUCGCGAAUGCUUCAUUGUCAAAUGAGCUGCACGCCGAUGAAGGCUUUUACGCGAUGCACCCGUCUACCAUUGAUAUGUGCAUUCAGCUUUUCAGCGCCGCUGCUACCUAUGGUCAGCCACGCCGGCUUAGAUUGCUUUCGGUGCCCAGUGCGAUUGAGAGCCUCUAUAUCGCACGACCUGAGAGCAGGAUAAACAUAACCGUCGAGGCGUCGACAACUCCUAGGGGCUUAAUCACAGGUAAUGGAGCUGGAACAUCAAACGGAAAGGUCGUAUUUGAGAUCAAGGGGCUUCAGUUGCAUCCACUAGAAGACAGCGAUGACCUUCGUGGUUCAGAUCCCCAUGCGGCAUGUCACAUUUAUUGGAAGCCAGAUAUUGACUUCCUUAACCCUGUUGACCUCAUCCGACCAGCGAAUGCGGGAAGUCAACGCCAGUGGUACCUCCCUGUGGAGAAGCUAGCACUCUUGUGCACGAUUGAGAGUUACAACGAGCUGAAAUCCGUUCAACCAUCGGAAAGACAUCUCAUCAAAUACCAAUCCUGGUUGGAGCGAGAAUCUAUUCGCGCAACAAGAGGUGACAAUGUGCUAGUUGAAGAACCGCAGACUCUUGUUGCCCUGAGAUCUGAUGAGCGACUUGCUGAAAUCACACGUCUCACAGAGCAAGUUCUUCAGACACCAACAAGAGUUGCUGCCAUCGCAAUUCGAAGAAUUUUCGAUGCUGCGAAGGACAUCUUUGAAGGAAAAGUCAAUUCCUUGGAAUUGUUGCUCACAGACGAUGUCCUCACCCAGUUGUAUAACUUGGGAGACCGGUGGCACCACGCGGAUUUCUUCAAGUCGCACUGCCAUGCAAAACCUUGGCUAAGGAUCUUGGAAAUAGGCGCUGGCACCGGAAGUACCACAGCCACAAUUCUUGACAGCCUUUCAUCUCACGGAGAACGAAUGUAUGGCUUGUAUUCGUACACAGAUAUUUCCGCGGGCUUCUUCAUUGAGGCAAAUGAUCGCUUUGCCAAUUACUCCAAUAUCGAGUAUUCCGUGUUAGAUAUUACCCAGGACCCAGCAGACCAAGGCUUUGAGGUUGCCUCCUACGACGUUAUAAUUGCGAACAACGUUCUUCAUGCGACACCUAACAUUCGUGAGACGCUAACCAAUGUGAAGAGACUUCUUCGCUCCGACGGCUUUUUGUUCCUCGAUGAAUUGUGCUCUACUGCAAACUGGUUGAACUACAUCAUGGGCACGCUAUCCGGAUGGUGGCUGGGUGAAGCUGAUGGACGCUCCUGGGAGCCGUAUGUUAGUCCUGAGAGAUGGGCACAAGAGUUGGCAGCUGUGGGAUUUAGCGAGCCAUCCAUUUUCUAUGAUGAUGAGGCUCCAUAUCAGGCCAACGCUCUCAUUGUCUCACGUAUCAAGCCAGUUGAGGAGACACAAACUCCAAACCUUAUCUCACUACUCUGCGAUAGCUCCACUCAGCUUCCCCUUGUCGCCGAAAUAGAGAACAAACUGACAAGGUCGGGCUACAUGGUCGAGCAUUCUACACUGAAGGAUCCGCCGAAACCAGGGCAGGACAUUGUCUCUGUGCUGGACUUGCAGGAACCUUUCCUUGAGAGGAUAUCUGAGCAGCGUUUCAACGAUCUGGUGCAAUUUUUCCACGCUUUAGAUGCAGAAUCCGGUGUCCUAUGGCUGACUAGAGCGGUGCAAGUAAACUGCAAGGACCCGAGAUGGGCGCAGUCGCUUGGCUUCACGCGCACCAUUCGCAACGAACUCGCAGUGGACGUGGCCACCCUAGAGCUUGACACCCUAGAGUGCGAAGCCAGUGGGGCAGUGAAAAACGUGUUGAAGAAGUUCCAGCGUCGUACGAAGACUGAUGGCUAUGACACCGACUAUGAGUGGGUUCUCGAUAGCGGGAAGAUUCACCUUGGGCGGUUCCGCUGGUUCUCCGUUAAUGAUGGGCUUCGUCGCACCAGAUCUGACAGUCAACUCCCCAAAAGACUUGAAAUUACCAAGCGAGGCUUCCUUGGAACCCUUAGAUGGGUGCAGCAUCCCAUACAAGCCUUGGUUGAUGAUCUGGUUGAGGUCGAGGUCCGCGCUGUGGGCAUGAAUUUCAAGCGCACUAUAGGUGAAAAUUAUCUAAUUCCCGUGCAGGAUGUACUUAUCGCGCAGGGAAUCGUCGACGGACACCCGAGCGAGGGCAGUGGCCUCGGCUGCGAAUGCGCUGGUGUCAUUCGCCGAGUUGGGCCCAAAGUGCAGAACCUUACGGUAGGGGACAGAGUCAUGGUAUUUGCCGGUGGAUCUUAUUCGACCUCACUGGUUACAAAAUCGUCACUCUGCGCCAGAAUCCCCCCCCAAUUAUCAUUCGAGGAAGCUGCCACAAUGCCCUGUGUCUACAGCACGAUGAUUCGUUCCAUAAUCCACCUUGGCAGGCUGCGUAAGGGACAGGCAAGCUUCUCCUUUCUUCUGUUCCGAUUCGAUCCACCUCGUUUGCCAACAUCAACUGACUUGCCUCAGAUUUAUGCAACGGUGGGAACCGAAGAAAAGACGCAAUACCUGGUGGAUACUUACGGCAUCCCUCGAAGUCACAUAUUCAACUCUCGUAAUGCGACCUUUCUGCCCAACGUUCUUCAAGCCACCAACGGACGCGGCGUUGACCUUGUGAUCAACUCGCUUUCGGGCGAACUACUACACGCAUCAUGGAAGUGCGUUGCAGCAUACGGAUCAAUGGUGGAGAUUGGCAAGCGUGAUUUCAUCGGCCGUGGCAGGCUGAACAUGGACAGCUUCGAAGCAAACCGAGCCUUCUUCGGCGUUGACUUUGCCCAGAUCUGUGCCGAGAGACCCGAUAUUGCCCAAGACAUCUUGGGGGAAUGUGUUCAAUACUACAUCGCCGGAUCCAUUCGCCCUAUCACCCCAGUGACGUACUUUCCUGCUGACAGAAUCCAAGAGGCGUUCCGCUUUAUGCAGAAAGGGUCUCACAUUGGCAAGAUUGUCAUUACUAUGCCCGAGGACUCAAAUUCUUUGUCCACAUUAGGGAGGCAGGAAAAUCUGGCUUUGCGACCAGAUGCUUCUUACCUACUCGUUGGCGGCCUGGGCGGUCUCGGUCGUGCCGUAUCCACCUGGCUAGUUGAGAACGGUGCCAAUAACCUGGUCUAUUUGUCGCGCUCUGCUGGUCAAUCCAUUCAAGACAGGCAGUUCUUUCUGGAGCUUCAAGACCAGGGCUGCUCUGUUCAAGCAUUCUCGGGUGAUGUCUCCGUUCUUGGUGACGUCGAGCGCACGAUUCAGGGUGCGCGAUUCCCAGUCGCAGGAAUUCUUCAGAUGUCGAUGGUGUUGAAGGACAAAAAACUGGACCAGAUGUGCCUCAGUGACUGGGGGGCCGCCAUCAAGCCCAAAGUCAACGGAACCUGGAAUCUUCACGAAGCGACCAAGUCGAGUCCAUUGGACUUCAUGGUACUGUUCAGUUCAUUCUCUGGUAUAAUGGGCCAACGUGGGCAAGCCAAUUACGCUUCAGCAAACACUUUCCUAGAUGCUUUCGUGCAAUAUCGCCAUGCUAAUGGCUUGCCAGCAUCGGUCCUGGACAUUGGUCCAAUCGAAGAUAUUGGCUAUGUCAGUGCAAAUAAAAAGGUCCUCGAUCAGUUCAAGGCGACAAAUAUCCAUGUCCUGCGAGAAAUCGAUCUCCUUGAAUCUCUGCACCUGGCCAUUCUCUCCUCCUCACCAGUCUCCUGUGAGGAUGGCUUCGUCAAUAAAAGCCAAAUCGCCAUCGGCCUUCGAAUGACUGUACCAUCACAAGCGCCAAACAACCGUCAGAGAUACACACUACUCCUCACCUUCAAGCUAAGCAUGAGCCGCGAAAAAGAUGCAUUUGGAAACGUGAUCGACGUACAGCAAUCUACCGUCGAAGAAUCAACAGACUCCGGCUCAGCAGAUGGAGGACUGCGUCAAUUCCUCGCCGACGCGGCAGCCAAUCCGGCCAUCCUCAACGAACCCAACAGUGCCAUAUUUCUCACGAAAGAACUGGGGAAGACGCUGUACGGAUUUCUGCAGAUCUCAGAGGAGGAAAUCGACAUCUCCCGGUCCAUCUCCAUCAUGGGUGUGGACUCGCUUGUGGCCAUCGAGCUACGUAACUGGUGCCGACACAAGAUGGGAGUGGAGAUUACGGUGCUGGAGAUUCUCGACUUGCCGAAUCUAGAGGCCUUCGGGCGUUCUGUUGCGCAGCGUCUCUACUCGAAGUACGGAGGCGGCGAAGGGCAUGUCCGUGAUUCAUUCCUGACUAUGAAAGCACCAUGA